AAUGUUUUUCUGUCAUCAGUCAUCAAAUCAGCUGUGUAUCACACACAGGGAUCAUGAACAAAACAAAUGUGCGUAUUAAAUUAUCAGUGUGAAAAUGUCCACUCAGGCUAAUGACGAAAAAUCUAUUCAAUGUUUAUGAUAAACGCGACAGUGACAAGUCAUGGCCCGGCGGAAGAGCAGCGGGAUCAACAGCCUGAGGUUUAACCAGGACCAAGGCUGCUUCACAUGUUGUCUGACAACGGGUCUGCGAGUCUACAAUGUCGACCCUCUGGUGGAGAAAACACACUACAGCGCGGACGAGGUGGGCGCAGUCACGCUCUGCGAGAUGGUGCAGCGCAGCAACUGGCUGCUGGUGGUGCGCGCGCGGCGGCCGCGCAGCCUGCUGCUGUUGGACGACCAGAGCCGCCAGUUCCGCGCCGAGGUGGCCUUCAGCGAGCCCGUGCGCGCGCUCCGGGCAAGGGUUGACAAGGUAGCAGUGGUGCUAACCAGCAGUAUCCACGUGCUGUCUCUGCCGACGCUGCGUCGGGCCGCCCUGCUCCGCAUCCCCGCCGGGGGACGCCCCCUGUGCGACCUGGCGACGGCGCCCCACGCCCCCGCGCAUUUGCUGGCCGCGCCCGCGCAUAGGAAGGGGGCGUUGCAGCUGCUGGACGUAACCCGCGCAGUCAAAGGCGGCCAGUCCUCCUCCCCGGCAGUCCUGAACUGCCACAAAGGCGUGCUAGUCUGCAUGAGCCUGUCCGCGCUCGGCACCCGCCUGGCGACGGCGUCCGAGAGAGGCACCCUGGUGCGGGUGUGGGACACGGGCGCCAAGACGCUGCUGCACGAGCUGAGGCGGGGGUCGGAUUAUGCUGAUGUUUAUUGCAUAAGCUUCAACCCGUCCGGCUCGCUCCUCUGCCUGGUCUCGGACAAGGGCACGCUUCACGUGUGGUCGUGCGCGCGCGCCCCCGCGCACCUCGCCGCCGCCCCCGCGCCGCCCGCCACGCGCGCGCUUUGCGCGUUCGCCGAUGAUUCUACUACUACAGUGAUAUGCGAGGACGGCACAUUCCACAAGUUCACUUACUCGGCGGAGGGCACGUGUCUGCGGAGCGACUUCGAGUACUUCCUGCAGGUUGGAGACGACGACGAAUUUAUCCAGUAGAAAUGCAGCCAUCUUGAAAACUAACUACUUACUACUGUGAUGUGAGUUUCAACACAAAGUGAACAGACAUUCAACAGUGAUAAUAAUAACUGUGACACAAUAAUGGACGGAAUCAAAAUGUUUCAUAUAAAUAAUAUAUAAUUGAUUUAAAAUUAUGAUACUUAUAGGCCCUGUUUCACAAUGUCUGGUUAGUGGCUACCUGUGAAAUAAAAUACAUGCUGUCAUUGUCAAUAAAAUAAAUAACAGAGAGUGACAGCAAGUCUUUUAUCUUACCGGUAGCCACUAACCAGACAUUGUGAAACAGGGCCUUAUAUUUUUUUUGUAAAUACAGAAAGGACUGUUGUUUAAAGUUACAAACUUGGUGGUUUGUGGUUCCCUGCACAAUUAUCAGUGUUUUAAAAAGAAAGAUAUCUAGAUUUAGGUUACCUACGUGAAAAAUUUUAGUGGAAUAAGUUAUAGGCUUAAACAUUGUUAAGGUAUUUUACAUGAAGCUUAAAAUAACCUACUCGAACUAAAUUCGGGGUUAAAUGCUUUCAGACAUUCUGUGUAUCCUUUUUCAGGCAAAUUUUAUUGGGAUGAUUUAAUAGAAUACCAAAUGCUAUGCUUAUGUUAUCCCUCUAUGAUAAAUUGUAAAUAACCUUAAAAAACAUAAUUCAAUUUUAUUGUAAGGUGAUAAUCAAAAUAUUUGCAAUAAAAAUGACACUUAAGGCCCACGAAAUAAUAGCGAUAUCUUGUCUCCUACAGUCUAUGUCUGUCUUAUAAACAGAGUCUUAUAAUGAUGUGAUAUCUAUUCUAAAUUUUAACUACAUUUAUUUAAUCAUAAUUACGAAAUCCUCGCGUUAAUUUGUACUCAUUAGUAAUUUGUUUUGUAAUAUGGUUGGUAGAUAAGUAUUUUAUUAGAUUUUUUAGAGAUAGAAACGCAUUUUUUGUUUUCUGGUAAAAACCUGUAACUUGUUAUAAUGUUAAAAAGUGUCAGAAUAAUUCAUAGUAUGCGUGUACUUACUACAUAGGCGGUUUUUUGGUUUGACAAGGUACCAAGUGGUUUUAACCGAACUAGGAAGGAAUAAUAUUCUGCACUUUUCAACAUUUCUGUAUGUAGUAUAUUGUUGGAGUUUAUAGCAGUUUUAUUAGGAUUCGUUGGAACUCAGAAUAGAUAGGUCUCAGUAAUUAUUUUAGGGAUCCCUCUGUAUGUUUGUAAGGGAUUCUUUCUGAGAAACUUUAGUUCUCUAGAAAAAGGAAAGUUCUGAGUUUCAAUAUAAGAGGUUUGCAAUGCAUGUCUAAUGUGGAUGGUUCAAGUUCUAUUUUGCUAUUUUAUUUCUCUUUUUACGUUUAUAAAUCUAUAUUUAUUUAUAAAAUAAUCAUUAUAAAUAUUAUGGCUGCUGCUUCGAUGAUUUGACUGAAGCUUAAGCCGGUUACAAAUUUAAUGAAUGCCUAUUAUAAGUACUUAUAUUGAAUGAUAAUAAUAUUGUAUGACCUGUGUGAUGAUGAUCGCAAUAAAUACAUAAUACUUAUAUUUUGUGUAAAAUGUGAUUGUGUGGGAUUAAAUUGUAUCAAUGAUCAAUUUGAAGGCAGGCCAAAACCCUCGGCAUACUGAAAUAUAAUACAAAUAACUCAGUAGGUACUGCCUUUAUGUCGAGCACUGAUAAAAUUAUAACUUUAAAAAAACAGAUUAUUUAUACUGUAUCAAUAGAUCAUCUAGUUAUAAUGGGCACGCACAAAGCGAAAGCUGCCUACCAUGAUGUCCAUAAUACCCUUCAGCCAAUCACAGAGGAGAAUAAACAAAAUGGCGACUGAGUCAGCCAAUCGCAAGAGAGUUAUCGCGUGACGUCAACUUUGAUUAAAAUUGUUUACUACACAGUAAACUCAUUAUUAGUAGGUAGGUUUAUUAUGUUUGGUUGUACCUUUGCAUUUUCUAUUCGUUUAGGGAAAAGUUGAAUGGUGAAAAUUCGAAUAUCUUUCUUCAGUGCAACUUAAAAGGUAAAAUUAUCUUCUUGGCAAAUAUUUUAAAUUAAGAAUCAAAUAGCUCUGCUUAUAGACUGCUGAAAAUAGGCCUCAUCCGUAGCCUGCCACUAAAGUGGUUGAUAUAAUUCUAUAUUGCAGACAUAGGUAUGUUGGAUAUGUGUCUUGCAAAAUGCUUCAUCACGGUAUUACAUAACCUACCUAAUGCCAUACUUACUUAUAAGACAUUUGUCGUUUGUAAGUCUUAUCAAUUGAAAUGUUAAAACUGUAAAUAUGCUAUUAGAUUGAAUAUAAAUGGGACACUAUCACAUUGAAUAAUUUUCAAAUGAAAGGUUCUAUUCCUGGCUGAGACAAAAUAACAUCAAAGUGAAAUAUAAAUUAUUUUCUUGAAUCAAUAUUUCAGAUCCUAAAAGAUAGCAACUUCCCACACACAGCAUUGGAAAUUUAAACACAGCAAUGCAACUUUGUGUACCCCAUAAGAAAGUAAAUUUAUUGUACAAUAUGUUAAAGAGUUAAUGUCAAUAAUAUUUUCUAAAACUAAAACAAAUUUUGGCCUGUAAAUAUGAUGGAAAAGUUAUUUUUAUACAAAACUUGAUGACUAUUUGUAAACAAAUUAUGUUAAUGGUGUAAUAACUAUGUCACAUUUUAAGUAAUAUUGAAAAUUCAGUAAUAAAUUUUCUUUU
This is a messenger RNA of Plutella xylostella (diamondback moth), 3777 nucleotides long. RefSeq names its product WD repeat domain phosphoinositide-interacting protein 4. Gene Ontology annotation, molecular function: protein binding. Lineage: Eukaryota; Metazoa; Arthropoda; Insecta; Lepidoptera; Plutellidae. The record is from RefSeq and is a predicted model, not a curated record.